Molecule: messenger RNA, 837 nt
Organism: Caenorhabditis angaria
Lineage: Eukaryota; Metazoa; Nematoda; Chromadorea; Rhabditida; Rhabditidae
Source: the annotation of a GenBank genome assembly
AUGGACAAACAGAAUCGGCGGGUUGCAGGUAGAGAUGAUGCAAAUAUUCGAGUCAAAAUUUUCGGAGUUAGAACAGAAGUUGGUUUUCUUCUAUAUUGAUAUUACAGAUAAAAUCCAUUGUUUUUUUAUAGUUAUGGAUAUUAUUCUUCGCUUUCAAUGAAUUAAUAAUUGGAAUAACUACUUUAGUAUUUUAUAAAUUUGUGUGAGUUUCUAUCAACAAAUAAUCUUUUUCAUAGUUCUUGAUGUUUCAGAUCAACUGACAAUCAACCAAGUGAGAGUGGCUUUAGUAGUGUAAGAAACAUCUAUCCUAAAAAGUAUCCUGAAAUGUUUUCUCCUUUUUUUAAAGAUAUUAUGGGUUUUGCUGUAUCUACUUGCUGUUGCUUGUCAAUCAAAAACAAUGUUCACAUUUAUAUCGAUUUUUUCGAUUUCCAAUGCGCUUUGGGAUUUUGUUCUUUUCUAUGUCCGAUUAGUUAUUGUUCUUGAGCCAAAACAAAGCUAUCAGCUAGGUUUGUCCUCUUCUAUUCAAAUGCUCUAGAUCAAAUUCAACUUUCAGAUAACAUAAUUUUAUUCCUAUUUUCAUGGAUCAAAGUGUUCACUUCAUUUUUUGAAACAUUUGUUAUUCUCAAACUUGGUUGGUGUAUUCCAGAUAAGGAAGAUGACCGGAGAAAAAUUAUCAAGAAAAUAUUGAGAGAAACUGGUCCGAUUUGUGAGAAUUGUACAUUGGAUGAUGAUCAACAAAUACUUGAAAAUGUUAAAGAAAGUAUGGAACAAUUAAGGAUAUCACUGAUUUCAGAAAAAGACGAAUCUUCACUGACAUCAGUUAUUGAAAGUUCAUAA